This is a messenger RNA of Manis pentadactyla (Chinese pangolin), 2092 nucleotides long. RefSeq names its product tetratricopeptide repeat domain 8 (gene TTC8). The transcript has 14 exons. Gene Ontology annotation, biological process: non-motile cilium assembly. Bases 44 to 1561 code for a protein of 505 amino acids. Gene Ontology annotation, molecular function: protein binding. Gene Ontology annotation, cellular component: ciliary basal body; BBSome; non-motile cilium. The record is from RefSeq and is a predicted model, not a curated record. NCBI's taxonomy places the organism in Eukaryota, Metazoa, Chordata, Mammalia, Pholidota, Manidae.
CCUGGGCCGGGCCCGGGUCCUUCGCAGGCUGCCCUCGGCGGUCAUGGGCCCGGAGAUGGAGCCGCUGCUCUUGGCCUGGAGCUAUUUUAGGCGGAGGAAAUUCCAGCUCUGCGCAGAUCUGUGCACGCAGAUGCUGGAGAAGUCCCCUUACGACCAGGCAGCUUGGAUUUUAAAAGCACGAGCACUAACUGAAAUGGUAUAUGUAGAUGAAAUUGAUGUAGAUCAGGAAGGAAUUGCAGAAAUGAUGCUGGAUGAAAAUGCUAUUGCUCAAGUUCCACGCCCUGGGACAUCUUUGAAACUCCCUGGAACUAAUCAGACGGGAGGGCCUAGUCCCGCUGUCAGGCCAGUCACUCAAGCUGGAAGACCCAUUACAGGAUUUCUUAGACCCAACACACAAAGUGGAAGGCCUGGCACUAUGGAACAGGCCAUCAGAACACCCAGAACUGCCUACACAGCUCGCCCUAUCACCAGCUCAUCUGGAAGAUUUGUUAGGCUGGGAACGGCUUCCAUGCUUACAAGUCCUGAUGGACCUUUUAUCAAUUUAUCUAGACUGAAUUUAACAAAAUAUGCCCAGAAACCUAAAUUGGCAAAGACUUUGUUUGAGUAUAUCUUUCAUCAUGAAAAUGAUGUUAAGACUGCUUUGGAUCUGGCUGCCCUUUCCACAGAGCAUUCUCAGUACAAGGACUGGUGGUGGAAAGUGCAGCUUGGAAAAUGUUACUACAGGCUAGGAAUGUAUCGUGAAGCAGAAAAGCAGUUUAAAUCAGCCCUGAAGCAGCAGGAAAUGGUAGAUACAUUUCUCUACUUGGCAAAAGUUUAUAUUUCAUUGGAUCAACCUGUGACUGCUUUAAAUCUUUUUAAACAAGGCUUAGAUACGUUUCCAGGAGAAGUAACCCUACUCUGUGGAAUUGCCAGGAUCUAUGAGGAAAUGAACAAUAUUUCAUCAGCAGCCGAAUACUACAAAGAAGUUUUAAAACAGGACAAUACCCACGUGGAAGCUAUUGCAUGCAUUGGAAGCAACCACUUUUACUCUGAUCAACCAGAAAUCGCACUCCGCUUUUACAGGCGACUCCUGCAGAUGGGUGUUUAUAACUGCCAGCUUUUUAACAAUCUGGGGCUCUGUUGCUUCUAUGCCCAGCAGUAUGAUAUGACUCUGACCUCAUUUGAACGUGCCCUUUCUCUGGCGGAAAAUGAAGAGGAGACAGCUGAUGUCUGGUACAACUUGGGACAUGUAGCUGUGGGCAUAGGGGAUACAAACUUGGCUCUUCAGUGCUUCCGGCUGGCUCUGGUCAACAAUAAUAACCAUGCCGAGGCCUACAACAACCUGGCCGUGCUGGAGAUGCAGAAGGGCCACAUCGAGCAGGCAAGAGCACUCUUACAAACUGCAUCAUCUUUAGCACCCCAUAUGUAUGAGCCACAUUUUAAUUUUGCAACAAUCUCUGAUAAGAUUGGAGAUCUACAGAGAAGCUAUGUUGCUGCGCAGAAGUCGGAAGCAGCAUUUCCAGAUCAUGUGGAUACCCAACUUUUAAUUAGACAGUUAAAGCAGCAUUUUGCUACGCUCUGAUUGUUCUUAGGUCAGAUAGUCUAAUGAUAGGGCAUUAUACAAGGGAAAAUGUGCAUUUGUAUAUAUAUAUAUAUAUAUAUAUAUAGGUAACACAAACCUGUACUUGAUGUUAAUGAAGAUGACAAAAGGAGUUUAAACAAGACUGUAAUAAAAAUUUUAUAAUAAAUAACUUGAUAGUAUUGUAAAAGACAGGAUUUAAACAUUUGUAAGUAGAGCAUGAAACUUUCUUCUGCAUUACGUGGUAGUUUGUUUAUAAUGUUUACAAAAUAUUUUCAUGAAUUUCCUCAAGUUUUUAUAAAUGCACAUGUUUAAUGUCCUUAAGCUGGCCAUUAGCUAUCAUGUAGCUUAAGAGGUCUGAAAUCUGCCUUUAAAUUGCACUUUAUGGCUCAAAGUGUGUAUAUUUAUCCCAACUAGAGACUUUACUUGGAGCUUAAAAUUGCAUUUAAAACUAUUUAUCAAAUGCUUUGUGUGACACUCUAUACUUUUUUAUAUAUUAUACUUUCAAAUAAAUCAGUGUGUAAAACACCAUCA